Molecule: messenger RNA, 2128 nt
Organism: Humulus lupulus (European hop)
Lineage: Eukaryota; Viridiplantae; Streptophyta; Magnoliopsida; Rosales; Cannabaceae
Product: ubiquitin carboxyl-terminal hydrolase 24
Exons: 8
Coding region: 288-1904 (538 amino acids)
Biological process (GO): protein deubiquitination
Cellular component (GO): nucleus; cytosol
Molecular function (GO): cysteine-type endopeptidase activity; cysteine-type deubiquitinase activity
Source: RefSeq, a predicted model, not a curated record
UCAGAGACGAGAAUGGCGGCAGCCAACCAAGUUUCCUAAUCGGAAUACAGAAGAAAAACCUAACCCUAAUCCUAAUUCAAUUCCAACUCCAAAAUCACAAACUACUUCAAAUUCUGCUUACUCUGAUACAUUGGGACUGUUCGAUGCUAAAGAGAAGGUUACCAGGAAACCAUAAUAAGUUUUCUUACUUCUUCCGUUAUUACUUCUUCUAAGCCUGAAACUCAACAUACUCAACUCACUCCAUUGCUUCUGGGUUCCUAAGUUGGUUGGGUUUCUUUGCGGUAAACAUGAGUAAUUCCAAGGUAUUUAUUUUUGGCUCUUUUAGUGAAGAUGAGACUAAGUCCUUGAUGCAGACUCAGCCAUCUAAGAAUAAGAAGGCUGAAAAGGAUGUGGAGAAGAAAGUAUUCCAAUUUGGAUCUGUAGAUUUUGUCCCUGAAAAUACUUCUGGUGGUUUCAAUGGCACAUCAAGUACUACUGAUAAACAUCCUUCUAAAGGAACAAUACAAUGUGAGCCAUUGGAUUUGAAACUUGGGAAAGCAGCAGGUGGCAUUGAUAGUCUACCAAGAAACAAACCAACUCCAACUGAGAAUGGACGUGCUCUUGAUGUUGUUAACCAUAGUUCCCUUCAUAGUAAUGGAGUAAAAGAUGUGAAAACGAACAACUAUGUUGGAACUUCUACACUUAAGUUGGAGAAUGCAGAUGGAUUUACAAAUGAAUUUUCGUGUUUGAAUUUGAACAAUGGAGUGCCGAAUGGUAGUGUGUCAAAAUUUUCAGUACCUUUGGCCAAGGGAGAACCUAAGAAGGCUGCCAAUGGACAACUUAUUGCUGCUAAAAUCUUACUGUGCCGGGGAUUAGUCAAUUUAGGAAACUUAUGUUUUCUCAAUGCAACUGUGCAAGCUCUCUUGUCUUGUUCCCCUUUUGUGCAGCUUCUGGAGGAAUUAAGACAUUGCAACAUCUCCAAGGUUGACUACCCAACCUUGACUGCGUUUACUGAAUUUGUCGCUGAAUUUGAUAUGCCGAUUUGUUCAAACACAAAGAAGAAAGAUACCGAUGUUAUUGUUGGUAGGCCCUUUAAGCCUGCCAUGUUUGAAGAAGUACUAAAGAACUUCACUCCAGAUAUUCCAAGUGGCAUAUCAGGCAGGCCAAGACAGGAAGAUGCUCAGGAGUUUCUGAGCUUUGUGAUGGACCGAAUGCAUGAUGAACUGCUUAAGCUUGAAGGACAAUCCUCUGCUGGGAGCAAGUCUUCUCUUGUGUCGUCUGUAGAAGAUGAUGAAUGGGAGACAGUUGGUCCAAAGAACAGGUCUGCAGUGACAAGAACGCAGAGCUUUGUUCCUUCAAAACUGAGUGAUAUAUUUGGAGGAGAAUUGAAAAGUGUCGUGAAGGCAAAAGGAAAUAGGGCCUCUGCUACUGUGCAGCCGUUUUUACUACUCCAUCUAGACAUUCACCCUGAAGCUGUAAAUACCAUUGAGGAUGCAUUAAAACUGUUCUCUGCACCAGAAACUCUCGAGGGUUAUCGAGCAUCGACAGCUGGGAAGGGUGGUGUUGUGACUGCUAGUAAAUCAACCAAAAUCCAAUCGCUCUCGAAAAUAUUGAUACUGCACCUGAUGCGAUUCGGUUAUGGAAGCCAAGGAAGCACCAAGUUACUCAAGCCUGUGCGCUUUCCUCUCGAGCUGGUAUUAGGCCGUGAACUGCUUGUUUCUUCAACAUCUACAGAGGGCCGAAAAUACGAGCUUGUUGCUACAAUAACUCACCAUGGAAGAGAGCCAUCAAAAGGGCAUUACACAGCCGAUGCAUGCCAUGGUAGUGGCCAGUGGCUGAGGUUUGAUGAUGCAUCUGUUACAACCAUUGGCACAAGUAAGGUGUUACACGAUCAAGCUUAUGUUCUUGUCUACAAACAGUUAUAGAAAAAGGUUACAGUGGAGUUUUGUCAUUAACUUCCCUCUAAGAGGGGCUUUUGUCCCAUUCAUGUAUUUAUGGAGAAGAAGAAUAUGUUAAACACUAAUUAAAUAGAAGCCAAAAUUUUGGCUAUAGUGAAUGGCGUUUAACUGUUCUUGAGUGCCAACGGUUUUGUAACUUUUGUAAUAUAAAUUGUUGAUCUGUUAAUUAAGUUUAUGAAUACUUUCUUUUU